Molecule: messenger RNA, 3018 nt
Organism: Spea bombifrons (plains spadefoot toad)
Lineage: Eukaryota; Metazoa; Chordata; Amphibia; Anura; Pelobatidae
Product: calcium-activated chloride channel regulator 1-like
Exons: 14
Coding region: 26-2902 (958 amino acids)
Biological process (GO): chloride transport
Molecular function (GO): intracellularly calcium-gated chloride channel activity
Source: RefSeq, a predicted model, not a curated record
GCAAGGAGUAGGUAGAAGGUGCACAAUGACACUCUGCAAUUUGUUUGUUCUCUUGUUAGCAUUUCAGAUUUUCCCUACAGCUGAGAGUUCUAUGGUGAAACUUGUUGAUGGAGGUUAUGAAAACCUAGUUAUUGCAAUUCAUCCCGGACUAAAAGAAGAUAUAAAGAUUAUAGAAAAAAUUCAGGAUAUGGUGAAAGAAGCCACAAAUUAUUUGUUUAAUGCUACAAAGAAAAGGCUUUUCAUCAGAAGUGCAAAAAUACUGAUUCCUUUGACUUGGCCGAGAAAGAACUAUACCAAGCGUCAAAGUGAAUCAUUUGAUAAGGCCGAUGUUAUCAUUGCUACCCCGUACCUGAAAUAUGGAGACGACCCAUACACUUUGCAAUAUGGAGGCUGUGGGGAGCCAGGAAGAUACAUCCAUUUUACACCUAAAUUUUUACUUGAUGAUCGUCUGCUCUCCGUUUACGGCCCCAGAGGCAGAGUAUUUGUCCAUGAGUGGGCUCACCUCCGAUGGGGAGUCUUUGAUGAAUAUAACUAUGAAAAACCCUAUUAUAUAUCAGGGGACCUUAAAGUUGAAGCAACAAGAUGUUCUACUGAUAUUUUGGGUAUAAACAUAAAGAACCGUGAUCAGUGCCAAGGCAGUUCCUGCCGUGUAAAACCAUGCUACUUUGAUCCCAACACAGGACUUUAUGAAGAGGGCUGUGUUUUUGUGCCUGUAAAGGAACAACUGGUCAAUGCAUCCAUUAUGUAUUUGCAGGCGCUCCCCUCUGUGUCCGAGUUCUGCGAUGCAAGUAACCAUAACAUUGAAGCUCCGACACUACAAAAUCGAAUGUGUGAUUCUCGCAGCACAUGGGAAGUCAUCAUGAAUUCCACAGAUAUAAGCAACACUGUGCCAAUGAAUCAUAGCAAUAUUCCAGUUCCUUCCUUUUCACUCCUCCAAUACAGAGACAGGGUGGUCACACUAGUGCUUGAUGUUUCAGGAAGCAUGAUUGGUACUCGUAUUCAGCUACUGUAUCAGGCAGCAGAGGUGUUUCUCGUACAAAUCAUUGAAUCCGGCUCCCGUGUUGGAAUUGUAAAUUUUUCAACCAGUGCAUCCAUCCUUUCACAUCUAGUUCAAGUAAUUAGCGAAGUACAGCGAGAAAAACUCAAAUCAUUACUUCCAAAAACUGCAAAUGGUGGAACUAAUAUAUGUGCUGGGAUCCUUUCUGGCAUUGAGGUAAAUAAGGAGCUUGAUGGAUCCUCAAUUGGCACAGAAAUAUUGUUACUAUCGGAUGGAGAAGAUAAUUUUGAUACCAGCCUUUGCUUCCAUGAAAUACUAGAAAGUGGAGUAAUACUUCAUUUCAUUGCCCUGGGACCAUCUGCAACAAGUUCACUUAACAAUAUAAUAGUUAACACAGGGGGAUUGACUUUUUCGGCAUCAGGUAAAUUGGACACUAAUGGGUUGAUUGAUGCAUUCAGUGGCGUUUCUGAUGGAAAUGGUGAUAUUUCUCAGCAAGCUAUACAGCUGGAGAGCAUUGGAAAAUCUCUUGCUGUGAAACAAUGUCUAAAUGGCACCGUUUUCAUUGACAGCACAGUUGGGAACGAUACAUUCUUCCUGGUUACAUGGCAAUCUGCAGUCCCAAUGAUAAUUUUACAAGAUCCCAAAGGAACAGUAUACAAUGAUUCACAGUUCAUCAGUGACACAACUUCUAAAUCUUCCAGGCUGCAAAUCCCAGGAACUGCAGAGAGUGGAGCUUGGCUUUACAGUCUUUGCAAUACUUUAACAUCGCCUCAGGUGGUUGGUUUGGUUGUGAACUCAAUGGCAGUUGAUGUAGACAUACCCCCAGUUACUGUAAGCGCCCACAUGAACACGAACACAAACGCUUACCCAAAUCCAAUGGUCGUAUAUGCAUCAGUAAGUCAGGGGUUUCUUCCUGUGAAAGGAGCCAAGGUCACAGCGAUUAUUGAAUCAGCAGCUGGAGUUUCAGAUGUCCUAGAGCUUCUGGACAAUGGAGCAGGUGCUGACAUUGCAAAGAAUGAUGGUAUCUACUCAAAGUACUUCACUGCUUUCAAGACAAAUGGUCGAUACAGCUUGAAAGUGCGUGUUGAGGGUACGAAGUCUAAAACCCGUCUGGCCAUUCCUGCAAGUCGAGCUCUAUAUUUACCCGGAUUUCUAGAAAAUGGCACGGUCAACAUGAACCCUUCACAACCUGUGUUUAACAAUGAUGACCUUUAUGUUGGAGCAUUUAGUAGGACAGCUUCAGGUGGCUCAUUUGAAGUAUCUAGUGUACCUCCAGGUACCCAACCUGACAUAUUUAAACCUCAGAAAAUAACAGAUCUGGAUGCCAAAAUAGUAGGAGAUGAAAUUACACUAUCAUGGACUGCAACAGGGGAUGAUCUGGAUCAAGGAAAUGCUUCAAGUUAUGACAUCCGAAUGAGCCUCAAUCCUCUAAGCCUCAGAUACAACUUCAGUGACUGCACUUCAAUUAACACUUCAAGUUUGACACCUCAGCCAGCUGGAUCCAGCGAAACAUUUACAUUCAAACCUGACAAUGUCGUCAUAGCAAAUGGAACGAUACUUUAUUUUGCUAUAGUUGCUACUGAUAAGGUUUCACAGCAAUCAGACCCAUCUAACAUAGCACAGGCUGCUCUUCUUAUUCCUCCACCAACCACCACCACCACAACAACCUCCUCCACAACAAUCACACCACAUCAUGAUGAAAAAAACGAAGUAACAGACUCUGAAAGCGAGCACUCUGAAAGCGAGCACUCUGAAAGCGAGCACUCUGAAAGCGAGCACUCUGAAAGCGAGGAACUGAAUGGAGGAAUAAUUGCAGCUAUAGUAUGUGGGUCUGUAAUCAUAAUUUGUAUUAUUCUAUGCAUUACUCUCUGCGUUGUAAAAUGCAUACUUAGUAGAAGAAACUAAUGCAAAAUGCUAAAAAAACACAUUUUUUUCUAUUUGAUACCUGUCCUGCAAAAAUGUAUAAUAAAGUAUAUAAGAAAGAAUUUAUGAAUAUAAAUAAAGAAAUAUGUUAAUUGUAA